Molecule: messenger RNA, 1860 nt
Organism: Nakaseomyces glabratus
Lineage: Eukaryota; Fungi; Ascomycota; Saccharomycetes; Saccharomycetales; Saccharomycetaceae
Gene: AMA1
Product: Ama1p
Biological process (GO): anaphase-promoting complex-dependent catabolic process; positive regulation of anaphase-promoting complex-dependent catabolic process; positive regulation of ubiquitin protein ligase activity
Cellular component (GO): anaphase-promoting complex
Molecular function (GO): ubiquitin ligase activator activity; protein binding; anaphase-promoting complex binding
Source: RefSeq, a predicted model, not a curated record
AUGGACAGGUACAUCCCACUGCUUACUUGUAAGAAAGCAUACAAAGCUUCAAACUACAAAAGGAACUUUGAUCUCAAUGAUGUAGAAAUUAUGGACUCCUCGUCAUCGCCAGAAAGAUUGUCCUCCCCAGAGUUUUUCACUGAUUUGAGAUACACUGGAAAUUAUGAGCACAUAAACUAUCGAGGUGACAACUUAUCCGGGCAAGACAUGCAAUUGUCUAGUGCCGAGUCCUCAAAUUCGACCAGGAGCUCAGUGUCAACAAUGACCUCAUCAGCUUCAUCGUCAUCUAAUUUGCAUGCUAAUGAUCGAUCGCCUAUUAUGAGGUAUAGACUAAGCCGAAAGAAAAAGAAGAGACGUGCAGGAAAAAUAAAGGAAAAAAAUAUUAGUAAAGAGGUGCAAAAACAUAAAGAAUAUAUUGCUCGAUACUUAGAUUUUAAAUCCCCUGAAAGAGUCCUGAAAUUUGAAUAUAAAACCCACAUUAAAUCAUUAAAAUGUAAUCUUACAAGUGAUGAAACUAAAUGUUUGAAUACAGUACCUUGUGAAGAUUUCUUAUCCAAGAUAAAUCCAUUGUUGCAAACUUUGCCUCCUUUUGAAGCAAGAUACUUAUUCUCUAAUUUGCUGAUUACUGAUCAGAAUGAUGGAUUAGCCAUAUUUAGAGAUAGCAAACGGCCUAAGUCACUCAUUCCAUACAGAGUAUUGGAUGCUCCAUGUUUGAGAAAUGAUUUUUACUCAAAUCUUAUUUCAUGGUCGAGAACUACAGGUAAUGUCAUUGUUGGUUUGGGAUAUUCUGUAUACAUAUGGUCUGAGAGAGAUGGGGCAAUACCUGUUCUAAAUCAUAGUUUUCUUGGACUAAAGCAUGACUUGGUAACUUGCUUAUCAUUCUGUCCGUUUAAUGAACUGUUUCUUGUCGGUACGAAACAAGGUAGAGUGAUGCUAUUUGAUCAAAAUAGAUGUAUUGAAUCCUAUAGGUCAUUAGGUAGUUCAAAUCGAUCAGAACCUUUGUAUGAAUAUCAAUCAUUAUCAUGUAAAGGAGUCAGUUGCUUUGAAUGGUUUCUUGAGGAUAAAAUAUGCUGUGAUGGUGCUAAUUCUGCACAAAUAGCAAGAUUAUUUAUUGGGGAGGAGACAGGAGAGGUGGCAUAUGUAGAAAUAAAUUCAAAGAUUAGCAACUGUAAUGUAAGAGAUGAUUACUCGAAGAAGGGAUUGGAUGAUUUACAAAUUUUAUGUUUAUCAAAAUUCCAAGCGCAAUCGCAGCAGGUUUGUGGACUAUCCCUAAAUCAAUACUCGAAAAACCUCGCAGUUGGCGGUAAUGACAAUUCAUGCACGAUAUGGGACAUAAGUGAUAUCAGAUCGCCACGACUAGUCCACACACUUCCCCAUAAUGCUGCAGUUAAAGCAGUUUCAUAUUGCCCAUGGUCAAAAUCUUUACUAGCUACUGGAGGCGGCAGUAAAGAUAGAAAGAUAAAAUUUUGGCACACACUAACGGGAACUUUAGUUAAAGAAAUUCAAACGACCGGUCAAAUAACUUCCCUUAUUUGGUCCGUUAGAUAUAAACAACUAGUAGCCACAUUUGGUUUUGGAGACAUUGAUAAUCCAAUAUUGCUAACAGUAUAUAGUUAUCCUAGUCUUGAAAGACUGAUACAUGUAAGGUCUUCAACACCAUUAAGAGUAUUAACUGCGGUUCCUUCAUCGAAUCUAAAUGCAAUCUGUCUUGCUACCAACGAUGAGACUAUUCGGUUCUAUGAAAUUUGGGGGGAGGAUGAAAACACUAUAAGUGAAGUACAGGAAGCAGGGAUAUACAAUUCGAAGUUGAUAGACUUUGUGGAGGGCAUUUCAACACAUUCAGAGGAAUACAUAAGAUAG